UCAAUACCUAUAAAAGGAUCAUUAAUGGGCCGGGGAAUCGAAAUAUCAAAAAUCACAACAAACACAUAAUAUAUUCCUAGUCUCCUUUAUCAUGGCUCCUAAUUAUGUGAUGAUGGUAAUACUUGAUCUGAUAACGUUAAUGGUGAUAAUUUGCUCUUCACUAUCUUUUGGUGCCAUGCUACCAAGGAUAGCCAAACCUAACUGCAAUGGAAGUUGUGGCAAUAUCAGCAUCCCUUUCCCAUUUGGGAUGACCCAAGAUUGCUCUCUACGCCGUCACUUUCUUGUCACUUGUAAUUACUCCUUUCAACCUCCCAAGCUUUUUCUAGGGAAGACCAAUAUUGAAAUCACAAGCAUAUCUCUCACUGGGCAACUUAAGGUCUUACAGUUUAUAUCCAGAGAUUGUUAUCAUGAUGGGAUAAGGGCGAACAGAAACACACCACGGAUAACAUUACCAUCAAUGUUAACUGUGAACUCCACCGCAAAUAAGUUCAUUGCAGUUGGUUGUGACACAUAUGCCAUUGUCCGGGGCAAUUAUAGGAAAUAUAGGAAAUAUAAUUCUAGCAUCAGACACUCCUAUGUAACAGGAUGCAUGUCCAUGUGCAAUGGUAUUGAGGAUGUUGCUAAUGGCGAUGAGUGUUCUGGGGUUGGUUGCUGCCAGACAUCCAUCCCUAAGGGAGCAUGGAAUGUCACCGUAGCACUAAGCAGCUAUAAUAAUUAUACUCGUGUGACAGGCAGCCCUAGUAAUAGUUGCAGCUAUGCUUUUGUAGUCGAAGAAGCUGCUUUUAGCUUUUCUAAGAAUUACCUCAGCAGUUUGCAGAACAAAGAGAAGCUUCCUCUUGUACUAGAUUGGGCAAUUGGUCGAGAAACAUGUGAAAUGGCUAAGAAAAACUCGACAGCAUACGCAUGUAAGAGUCACAACAGUGAUUGUCAUGAUAAUUCAAACGGAUAUCGAUGUUCCUGCAUGCAAGGAUAUGAUGGGGAUCCAUACUUGGAAGAUGGUUGCCAAGAUAUCGACGAAUGUAUAGAUCAGAAAUCAGAUUAUAGGUGUGCUAAAAAUGCCAUUUGCAAGAAUACAGAAGGGAACUAUACAUGCACGUGCCCUCCAGAUUUCAGUGGUGAUGGUACUGAAUGCAAUCGUGACAAUCCUCAGAAAAAAGUUCGUGAUAAUCUUGCUAUAGGUGUCACAGUAGGAGUUGCUUUUCUGGUUCUUAUAGUUUGUGGCUGUUCAUACACUGGAUUCCAAAGGAGAAAGAUGUUAAUGAUGAAGAAGAAGUUUUUCCAAGAAAAUGGUGGAUUAGUUCUGCAGCAACGACUCACAGGGCAAGAGGGAUCAAGUAAUAAUACAACAAAGAUUUUCACAGCCGAAGAGCUAGAAAGGGCAACUAAUGACUUCGACAAAGAUAGAGUUAUUGGUCAAGGAGGUUAUGGAACUGUGUACAAAGGAUAUCUGAAAGACAAUCGCACCGUUGCCAUCAAGAAGUCUAAGGUAAUUGAUCGCAAUCAGAUUGAGCAAUUCAUAAAUGAAGUCAUUGUCCUCUCCCAAAUCAACCAUAGAAAUGUGGUUAAGCUCUUAGGUUGUUGCCUAGAGACAGAAGUUCCACUAUUGGUUUAUGAGUUCAUCAACAAUGGAACACUUUCUGAACAAUUACACGAUAAAGUAAAGGCCUCUACUCUUUCUUUGGACAUUCGUCUGAGAGUUGCUACAGAAACUGCUGGAGUACUUUGUUACUUGCACUCAGCCGCUUACCCUCCUAUCAUCCAUAGAGAUAUCAAGUCUGUCAACAUUCUUUUAGACAAAUCCCUCACAGCCAAAGUGUCCGAUUUUGGAGCAUCCAGGUUGGUUCCUGCUGAUCAGACAGAGUUAUCUACAUUGGUUCAAGGAACUCUAGGAUAUCUAGAUCCUGAAUAUUUGCAAACAAAUCAACUAACUGAAAAAAGUGAUGUAUACAGUUUCGGAGUAGUGCUUGCAGAGCUCCUAACUGGUAGAAAAGCUCUAUGUUUUGAUAGACCAGAGGAAGAGAGAAGUCUAGCUAAAUAUUUCACAUCUUCAGUGGAGAAGGAUCAUUUGUUUGAUAUUCUAGACGACAAUAUAGUCUGUGAUGAGCGAAAUAGAGGGCAACUGAAAAGUGUUGCGAUGCUUGCAAAGAGGUGCUUAAAUGUUAAAGGGGAUGAUAGACCCACAAUGAAGGAAGUUGCAGCAGAAUUGGAAGGUGGAUCGAGAUUGAAGCACUCGUGGGCUCAAACUGAUCAAAAGUCGGAGGAGAUAGAGUCCUUACUGCAGGGUACUGAGCCAUUGGGAUUUGGAUAUGAAUAUAGUGGGCACGGUAUUCAUAUUGAUAGCAUAAUGAGCCAUAUAACUUUACCACGUUGAUUGGUCAUGCAUGCACAGGUUCAACAUGGUUUUCUUUCUCUUUUGGGCACAUUAGAAAUAGUAAUUAAUUAGAUUUAGUUUUAUCUUUUUCAUUUGUCCAAGGAUAAUAAAUUUUAGUAACAAAUUGCCUAGUGUGGUUAUUUAUGUAUCCUGGUAAUUUUCUACACAUUUUUAUGCAUUUCUUACACUUGAACGGUUCAAUUUAAAUUCAUUUGUUGCUCAACGCAUAUUUUGCAUGUGUUUUUGGUGCAAG
This is a messenger RNA of Lycium barbarum (goji berry), 2624 nucleotides long. RefSeq names its product wall-associated receptor kinase 2-like. Gene Ontology annotation, biological process: cell surface receptor signaling pathway; protein phosphorylation. Gene Ontology annotation, molecular function: ATP binding; protein serine/threonine kinase activity; polysaccharide binding. Bases 92 to 2371 code for a protein of 759 amino acids. The record is from RefSeq and is a predicted model, not a curated record. The transcript has 3 exons. Gene Ontology annotation, cellular component: plasma membrane. Lineage: Eukaryota; Viridiplantae; Streptophyta; Magnoliopsida; Solanales; Solanaceae.